This is a messenger RNA of Microthlaspi erraticum, 3840 nucleotides long. NCBI's taxonomy places the organism in Eukaryota, Viridiplantae, Streptophyta, Magnoliopsida, Brassicales, Brassicaceae. The record is from the annotation of a GenBank genome assembly.
AUGGUUGCUGUAGAUUCCUCUUUUCAAAGCCAUGGCAUCGCUUUGGAACCAAAUUUUGUUGGUUCGAUGUGUAUCGGAGUCUACAGUUCCGAAGUUUCCAUCUCCGGACGAGAAGCAUCUCAAGACUACUCUUGUGACAGCUGUGACGAUUUGGCUACUGUAUCUUCUGCUUGUUGCGAUUUAGAUGAACUUUGUGGUCUGGAUUCAGCCCUGGAGAUUAGCUGUAGGUCUAAUGGAGAUUGCCGUGAAGGUCAAGAGGCUUGUGGUAGUGGCACAGCUCCAUCGCUAGACAAGAGUCGUCAAGACUAUACAAUGUAUGCUACUGGUUGGAUGUACGGUAAUCAGCAAGGCCAAAUGUGUGGCCCUUAUACGCAACAGCAGUUAUUUGAUGGGCUGUCCACUGGUUUUCUACCCGAGGAUCUUCUUGUGUAUCCAAUUAUCAAUGGCUAUAUGCCAAAUUCUGUACCGCUGAAGUACUUCAAGCAGUUUCCUGAACAUGUUGCCACUGGCUUUGCGUAUCUACAAAAUGGAAUGAUGAGUGUAGUUCCACCUGUUAGUAGUGUUGCCACAGUCCAUCAGCCUGAGACUCAAACAGAGCAGGCAACAACUUCUGCUGCUAAUUUGAUUUCCAAUCAGACAUUGCCUCCACAGACCAAUUCUAAUGGUCCUGUCUCAGAUCAGUUAAACCAGGAGGAAGCAAAUUUGGUGGCUUCGUUCCUCUCAUUGGGAAGUGAACAUGCUUGCUGGUCUCUUGUGGAUACUGAGGGUAGAAGUCAUGGAUCACAUUCUAUACUGGAGCUCUAUAAUUGGCUGCAGCAUGGAUAUGUUACAGAUGCAGCUCUGAUACGUGAUGAUAAAAACAAGUUAAGACCAAUUGCUUUAGCAUUGUUAAUUGGUGUAUGGAGGGAGAAAUGUGGUAGUGCUAACUGUGACGAGUCAAUGUCUGGGGUGAGCUUCAUAUCCGAAGUUUCUGAAGAACUCUCUUCUCAGCUUCAGAGUGGAAUAAUGAAAAUAGCUAGACGAGCUCUACUCGAUGAAAUCACCAGCAGUGUGAUUUCAGACUUUCUUAAGGAGAAGAAAAGGGACGAUCAUCUCAAGUCUGCUUCACCCAGUUCUGCUGUCCAUGUUGUUGAAUCCAUAUCGUCUCAACUUGUUAAUGCGGAGAAAACUGGUGUCUCAACCACUGAAGCAACAGAGUCGCUCAAAUAUACUAAAUCUGUUGGAAGCCCUGAGAACUUUCAGACAUCCUGCUCAGCUGUAUCUGGAAUACUUUACAACCAUUGCAUGCAAAUCAUGUGGAAUGCUGUCUUUUAUGAUACUGUGGCAACUUAUACAUCAUCUUGGAGACAGAACAAACUUUGGUUUCGUUCUCCUGAUAAUGAUAUAUCAACCGUUGCUAGCUACUGCAAGGGUUCCCAGACCGAUUAUUCAGAAAAAACUAAAGCUGUUGAGAGUUUUGCUUGUAGGGCGGAUUCCUCUUCCUGCAAAACUGCUUACUUCAAUGAACUUGAUUUAGCUACCAACGCAGCCAGUUUCCGUGAAGUAUCUAGAAAAUCAACUUUACCAGACAAUGAUGGAAAAGAAAGCAUCAUGGCAAGCAUCUUAGAACAUGUAGAAAGUGAGAUCUUUUUGUCUCUGGAAACUCACCUGAGUGAUUAUACUGGCAUUCUCAUUAAAGAUGGAGCAAAUAAUGCUGCUAGUAGUGUCCAAGAUGGCAAAAUGCACAAGGAAACUCUGUCAUGUUCUCCGAGACUGUUGCAUGAGGGAGAAUCCUCUGAGCAAAUCACAUCUGAGGAUAUUAUUGCAAAUAUUUUUAGUACAACAUUGGAUACGCCUGUUAAUGAUGAACUUGAUACGCUGGAUAUUCAUGAGCCACCACCACCUGGAUGUGAAAGCAACAUAGAAAUGCCAUCUCUGCGUUGUAAGUUUCGCCCUAUAAGGUCGAAGGAAUCUAUUCCUGAGAUGGAAGAAUAUGUUGCAAAGGCUUUAUGUAGACAGGAGUUGCAUAAUGUUGUUUUGAAAGAGUGGAGUUCAGUGUUCAUGAAGUUUUCUCUUAACGAAUUCCUUGCUUCACGGAAAGGAUUGGCCCCAAGGAAGCUCAAAACUGUUUCCCGCAACAAAAAACUAUUACAGUCUAAUACAUCGAAUCAGGCAGCAGAGAAGCCAAGGAAACCAUGUGUCAGACCUUCUGAAAAAGUUCUGGUUAAACGAUCUAAGAAACUGUCUACAGACUCUCAUUCCAUCAAAGAAGCCCUUAAAGUCGAUACACCCAUUAUAGAUUUGUCAGUUCGGAAACCAAGUCAACAGAAGAUAAGGAAUGCUUACCGGCGGGAUCAAAGUGUCACCAAGAAUGUGACAAAGUUUCAGAAAGAAAAGGUUGGUAAAGAUGUUGGAAUUGCAGAUGAAUGUGAUGACGAACUCCUAAUAACAAAACUAAGCAGGAUAUCAAGGAAUAAAACAAAACUGUUGAAAGAAGGUACAAGUGCUGCUGAAUCCUGUGAGGAGAUCUCAGUGUCUGCUGAAGAAUCUGGGGAAACCGUGGACUGCAAAGAUCAUGAGGAAAAUCUUUCGAGUAAGCCUUCUCAGAAAGUGCAAAAAGCUCAUAAAUCAAAGCUCAAGAGAAAGAAAAUGUCAGAUGUCAGAGUCGAAGGUACAAAAUCUUGCAAUGGAGAAGUCAGAGGUUUUACUGAGAUUUCUGGAAAGGAAGUUGAUAAUGAAAGCCUUGGUUUUGCAACCAAGAGACGGAAAAAAGAUGCUGCUGAAGGAAAAAAGAUUGUGGAAAAGUCUGCGUGCAGCGUAUCACAGAAGUCCCGUAAUUCACCGCAAUCAUCAACGCCAAAGACGAAGCAUUCGUUGGAUAAAAAAUUCCCUAGUGUAUCUUCAUGUCGGAAAUUAUCACACUCUUCCAAGGAUUCUGAGAAUGAAGAGAAGGAAGGCUAUCAUGUUGAAAAUGGAGAGAAGCUUCCUUGCAAUUCAUCAGAUAAGCUGCAGAAAGUAAGUUCGAAGAAAUUGAUGCUUAAAAGGAAGCUACCACCAAAACAUACAGCCGAGCUUUCUCCCAUUAAGGAUUUAACAAUGGAUGAUGGCAGCCCUACGCCGGUUGCAUUAAAACCAUUGGCAAAACUGAAACCACAGUCAGGCAAGAAAAGGGUGUUAAUGUCAAUGCCAAAGUCUGAUGGAUGUGCACGCACAUCUAUUAAUGGCUGGCAUUGGCAUGCAUGGUCACUAAAGGCUAGUCCUGAAGAGAGAACCCGUGUUAGGGGCAGUUCUUGCGUACACACACAACAUUUUGGUUCCAAAAUCAGUUCGACUCAGAACGUCCUUUCUGCAAGAACUAACAGGGCCAAAAUGCGUAAUCUUCUAGCUGCUGCAGAUGGUGCUGACCUCUUGAAAAUUUCUCAGUUAAAGGCUAGGAAAAAGCGAUUGCGGUUUCAACAAAGCAAAAUUCAUGAUUGGGGUCUUGUUGCACUUGAACCAAUUGAUGCCGAGGACUUUGUGAUCGAAUAUGUCGGAGAGUUGAUUCGUUCUUCUAUAUCUGAGAUACGUGAACGCCAAUAUGAAAAGAUGGGAAUUGGAAGCAGUUAUCUUUUUAGGCUUGACGAUGGCUAUGUGAUUGAUGCCACAAAGCGUGGUGGCAUAGCGAGGUUUAUAAACCAUUCAUGUGAGCCUAAUUGUUACACCAAGAUCAUAAGCGUGGAAGGCAAGAAAAAGAUAUUCAUUUAUGCUAAACGGCAUAUAGACACUGGCGAAGAAAUAAGUUACAACUACAAAUUCCCGCUGGAGGACGACAAAAUCCCUUGCAACUGUGGAGCGCAAAAGUGUCGUGGAUCGCUGAACUAG